Messenger RNA from Cinara cedri, 4315 nucleotides. NCBI's taxonomy places the organism in Eukaryota, Metazoa, Arthropoda, Insecta, Hemiptera, Aphididae. The record is from the annotation of a GenBank genome assembly.
AUACUACUGCAUUACUGGUUAUAGAUCGAUAUACAUUUUUUAUUCGGUCAUAGAAUGAAGCCUUUUCUAUGUCUGCAGGUGUUGGCGUGCUUUUUGCUGUUGGUCAAAUGUAAGUCAAUAUUUCGGAAUACAAACUGGCAUAGUUCUCGAGCGUGUGUUGCUUUGAAAAUCUAUUAAUUUAAUAUACAUUUUUUUUUUUUUUUUUUUUGUAAAUUUAGAAAAACUGUUUUAAAAAAUAUUUUUCUGAUAAUAAUUGUACUUAUAAUAGGUUUCUCGUGUAUAAUAAAAUCUAUCGAAGAAAUCAAAAAAAAAAUAUCUCAUACAACUAAUUUUUGGAAAUAUGAAUUGAAAUAAAAAUGAAUAUUGACUUUAAAUAUAUAUAUAUAUAUAUAUAUAUAUAUUGUAGGUUCAUCUAUAAACUCUUUUGACUGGAUUGGUGGUGUUGAUAGCAGCAUCAGUAGCAGCGAAGAAUCCGACGAAGAUAUUGAAAUUCAACCACCGGAAGAUUUUAUAGGUUUUCAGUACGUAGCAAGCGCACUCAAAUACCCUUAUCAAGUAAAUACUCAUUCGUAAUUUUAUCUGUAUAUAAAUAAUAUUUUAAAUAGAUUCGAAGUUCUUAUACUAUUAUGGUUUUGAUAGGUCGCGUUCGUGCUGAAGGGCAAAGAUUCGGUGUUGUGCCAAGGCGCGUUGAUCAGCACCGAAUGGAUCAUAACGACUGGAUCUUGUCUUAAAAAGUAUACUUAAUAUAAUUUAAAUUAAAUUUUAUUUUAACUAUAAGUUUUUAAUACUAUUACUUUCGAUUCUCCUUCUCUUCUUUCUUUUGGUAUUUGGUAUUUGGUAAAAGUAGGUACCCUCGUGUUUUUUUUAAUAACCUGCAGAUUCUGUUAACUACCUUUUUCCAUGGUUCAUGAGAACGAUAUGUUUUCGAGAAAAUGUUUUUUUCUGCUUCAUGUACAGAUAUGGUGGCGUGUCGGGAGAUUGGUUGAGUGCGGUGGUGGGAACAGUGAGCGUCCGUAAUCCUGAGGCCGUUAUCCGGCACUUGUCAUUCGCGGUCUUUCAUCCGCAGUUUGAUUUCGAUACCGGAGCCAAUGACGUAGCAUUAGUAAAGGCGAGUUAAAAAAAAAAUAAAUCCCAUAGUUUUGUAGGUUUUAUAGUCUGGUUAUAGCUGAAAAGUGUAGUGGAGCUAGGUUAGGUUAGAUAGUGAUAGCGUUCUCGACCAGUUUACGGCUCCGCGUGAACUCUGCUUAAACAAAACGAAAGAUAUCACCAAAAGUAAUCAUGAUUUUCAAUAAAUUUCUAAAGUAUAAAUAAUGAACAGAAAAUUAGGAAGUUGUUCAUCCGGGUAUAAAAAUAGUAUAUGCGGAGUUCCCCCUUCUUCAGAUCACGAUGUUUAUAAAAUGCGAAAUGUACACUGUACACGAUCUCCUAGUACCUUUAAGUAAAUAUACAUAGUAAUGUUACGCGAAUACGCGUAAGGAUAAAUUCUCGUUUUCUUCCAACCAUAAGCGUGCUCAGGUCCUUUUAGCAGUGGAGGCAACGAUCAUUAAAACCAAACCUUACACUAAAAUCAUACUUUCAAAUAGUCCAAAUAUUUUAGGCUUAAUAUCUUAAGCUCCUGUCAUUACAAUAUUGGUUUUGAAUACUUAUUAUUUUACUCGAUAAGUACUUUAUUUUCGGAGGCUUCGAUGAGUUUUCAGUAGAGGAAGGGGUGGUUGAAAUCCUCCAAAAGCUCCUCCCCUGCUUGUGCCAAUGUAUGAAGUUAAGGUACUACAUUAGGGUGCAUUGGGGUUUAGUAUUUAAAAAAAAAAAAUAUGUAUAUAUAUAUUCUAUAAAGUAUGUUUUUUUUUUUUUAUAUUUAGCAGUAAAUUUCACAGGGGAGGCAACCGCCUCUCUUGCCUCCCCUGUGCGCACGUUUAUGCUUCCCAACCCAACCUAGUUCUGGCCUUGAUAAUGUAUGCACAUAUAUAAUAUAUAUCAUAUACAUUGAAGAUAAAUGUUAUUUUUGUACUACUUUCUAGAUUAAACCGAUCGUCGAAAGCAAAAAUGUGAAACCGAUAAAACUGUCAAACUAUGUACAUCCCAUGGAAACGAAAUGCAAAUACAGUAGUUCAAGUGUAAGUGUAAAGUGAAAAUUAAAAUUUUCUAUGGAAGAUGUACUUCAAUCGUCUCAUUGCCACAAUUAAAAUAAUUAUAAUAUAUCACAAGCAUUUAAUGAAAUCGCUAAUUUCGUGAAUUGGAUGUCCAUUAAAAGCAUCCAUAUCGUGAAUGAUGUGAUUUUACACGAUGAUCGAUUAUGUCUUCAUUACGAAACGGAUUUUGAUUGCGUAGUUUUUAUGAAAUACCUAACUUUUUCUUAUACACAGAAUAUGAAUAGCUUUUAAUGAAAUAGAUUAUUUCAUUUUUUUGUUUUUAUCACACUGUCCUACCAUUAUUAUUCGAUUGUGCUAAACACUUAAAAUUACUGAUACCUACGCGUGUUUCAGGAAAACGCCGUUUAUGGUUUUUCGUUAAAACUGCUGGAUCCGGGCACAUGUGAUAAGAUUUCACUACCCAAACAAAUGUUGAAUUAUAAUUGUGCCGGUGUUGGUGAUGUGCAAUUUAUGACGAACACAGUGAGUCCAACACAACGAUAUUAUUUUUUCACUACUUUUAUCGACAUACUCCUUAACAUUUACAGUGGCUCAACCAUUUUUUUGAAAAUUGACCAUGAAAAAUAUCAUUCAAUUGCAUUAUAUUUAUACAGCACCUACCUAUGUAUCAAUCGAUCUUCAUUUAAUUUAUGAUUGUAGUAACCUAUUUUAGAUUCUGAGUGGAUCUUUUACAAAGAUAUUUAUUUUUUAGUUGUGCACAACUUUUAUACUAGAAAUCUUGCUCCGAUUUUUAGGUUCAGCACUUUUUCUAAAAUUAAAUUGGUGUGUGGAGGUACUUUAAAGAGGUAAUUUGUCGAUAUUCUCAAGAGUUUUCCUUGCAAAUGUGAAAAACCGGGAAAAAACAUUGGAAAACUAGGAAAAAUGGGAAAAUCGGUACAUUAAACAAAUCUUAUUAAAGAAUAAUAAUAAUUAUAUUAUAAUGCAUACAUGAUUAUUUUACAAUAAUAUAACAUGUAUAUUUUUGUCAAAACAUCACUAUCAACUUAACCCUACUUAGAAUCGUUUUUUAGUUCACAAUGGUUUAUCGUUCAUUGGGGCUCAUUAUUCUUAAAAUAAACGAUUUAAAAUAAUAAUGAUAAUCGUUGCUUAAAGGUAUACAUUAAAUUACCUAAAACAGUGGCUGCAUCCGUCCCCAUUAUACUAGUAUAGUUUUUUUUUUUUGUAUAUUUACUAAUAAUCGCUUGUCAUUUUUUUUUUUUUUUUGUCAGUUUAAAACCAUGGGAUCUCCUCUAGUGUGUGACGAACGGUUGUACAGUAUCAAAACGAGCGACGGCAUUUUUACAGCCGUCAACAAUAUCGAUUCAUGGGUAAAUUCAGUUUUGGAAAAAAGCAUCGAAACAAAUUUGGUAAACGAAAUACUAAAAUAAUAAUAAUUAUAAUAAAGUGGUUGUUUGAAAAUAAUGCUCAAAGCGAUAUUUACAUUGAACAAUUUCGCUUACUAUAAUACUAUUUUAAAACCUAUAAUUUAAAAUGCUCGAAUCAAAUUAUUAUAAUUCGAUUCAACUAUUUUUGUUUUUACAACCCCAGGAUUGAUUAAACGACUAUUUAUGAUUCUUUUCAUCUAUCUCUGUUGACUACUUUAGUUAUUUAUGCUAUACAUUUAUAUAUAUAUAUAUAUAUAUAUAUAUAUAUUAUGCUAGUAUUUUACGUCACUGGCUUCAUGAUGACCUUUGGUAUUCCCAUUCCUGUAUUAUAGUACAGUAUUUUCACGAUUUCUUCCUUGAAUUAUUACCGUUACAUGAAAGGUUAUAUCUUAUAAACUUUCCAAUCCGAUUCUUUCACUUGACCUAACUAAUUGACCAUUUAGAUUUCCACGGCGUGUCCAUCUUGACAUAUGAAUAACCUCCUUAUUCCUUAUUAUUUUGACCAUAAUAACACUGUACUCUUCUUUAUAUGUUAAAUGUUUUACUAUUGACUGGUCUCGUUUAGAACAUAACAUAAUGUUAUUUGUAUGAACUCAAGAGUAAACGACAUGAGAACAUUGAAUUUAAACGAUUAUAAUAUUAUUAAUAUCUAACGCAAAUUUUACUCUUAUUUGUUUUGUUUCAGGGUUAAAAGCCACAAGAAUCGAUUCCAUUAAAUGCACCAUUCCAAAAAUUUAUUUAAAAUUAGACGUUAUUAUAUUCUAUAUAACCUAUAUUAUAUUACAUGUGUUAUUGUUUUUA